CGUCUUUCCAUCAACAUUUCCUCUCUCAAAUGAACACCACCACACAGUCCGACAGCCUUAGAUAUAAAUAACAUUAUUUUUCACCGAAGGAGAAAAGCGAAGCUGAAAAGCUAUCCCAAAACCAAACCCUCAACCGCUGCCAAACGCCGGAAAAAUCCCCACAAACGAAAGCAACAUUCUUAGAUGUAUCCGUUUAGCUACGCGCGCGAGUGCAUAUUUUGCGUCUUGUUGUAGCGAUCUGAUCGUUCCGUUUUAGUCCUUCAGCUGCUGUUUGGCUGCGGAACCAUCGGACCAUCGAGCUAAAAGGAAGAAGCCGAUUUUGGGGUUUUGAUUUUUGGGGCUAUCUGUUGAUGGAUUCGGAGGACGACAUGCACGAUGCGAACGACGCCGAGUCGAUGGACGACGACUACUACAGCGGCGACACGGCCGUGGAGUACAGCGAGGACGACGAUAAUGGUGAUGAUGAUGGGGAUUACGAGUUCGACAACGACUCGGUCGACUCAGACGAUGUGUCCGCGAGCCGCCGCCAACAGAAGAAUUAUAUUGCCUUGAAAGAAGCGGAUAUACGCCAGCAUCAAGAGAAUGAAAUUACAACAAUUUCAACAGUCCUUUCCAUAUCGAGAAUAGAUGCAAGCAUUCUACUCCGUCACUAUCAUUGGAAUGUGAGUAAUGUGCAUGAGGUAUGGUUUGCGGAUGAAGAUAGAGUUCGUAAGGCCGUCGGCUUGUUGGAAAGGCCAGUUGUCCAAUUUCCAAAUGCUAAAGAACUGACUUGUGGAAUUUGUUUUGAAUCCUUUCCUCUUGAUCGGAUCAGCUCGGCUGCGUGUGGUCAUCCUUUUUGUAACCUAUGCUGGAGAGCUUACAUGAGCACAUCCAUCAAUGGUGGUCCUGGAUGUUUGAUGUUGAGAUGCCCCGAUCCAUCCUGUGGUGCUGCGAUCGGCCAAGAUAUGAUCAAUCUGUUGGUAUCUGAGGAAGAUAAGGAGAAAUAUGCUCGUUACCUUCUUCGUUCUUAUAUAGAAGAUAAUCGAAAGACCAAGUGGUGUCCUGCCCCAGGCUGUGAGUAUGCUGUUGAAUUUGUUGUUGGUAGUGAAAACUACGAUGUUUCCUGCCUAUGCUCCUAUGGCUUUUGUUGGAAUUGUACAGAAGAAGCUCAUCGUCCUGUGGACUGUGGCACUGUGGCCAAGUGGAUUAUGAAAAACAGCGCAGAAUCAGAAAACAUGAAUUGGAUACUAGCUAAUUCCAAGCCUUGUCCGAAGUGUAAGAGACCAAUUGAGAAAAACCAAGGUUGUAUGCACAUGACGUGCACGCCUCCUUGCAAGUUUGAAUUCUGCUGGCUAUGCCUUGGUGCAUGGUCGGACCAUGGUGAGAGGACGGGUGGUUUCUAUGCAUGUAACCGGUAUGAGGCAGCUAAGCAAGAGGGAGCGUAUGAUGAAACUGAGAGAAGGAGAGAGAUGGCCAAGAACUCUCUAGAGAGAUACACUCAUUAUUAUGAACGGUGGGCUACCAAUCAAUCGUCGAGGCAAAAAGCCCUUUCGGAUUUACAUCAAAUGCAAACUGUGCAUCUCGAGAAGCUUAGUGACAAACAGUCUCAACCUGAAUCGCAACUCAAGUUCAUCACAGAAGCCUGGCUGCAGAUAGUUGAAUGUCGGCGAGUGUUGAAAUGGACCUAUGCCUAUGGAUACUAUCUACCUGAGCCUGAACAUGCAAAGAGGCAAUUUUUUGAAUAUUUGCAAGGCGAGGCCGAGGCUGGUUUAGAAAGGCUUCAUCAAUGUGCUGAGAAGGACGUACAGGCUUACCUUGGUGCUGAACCUCCUCCAACUGAUUUUAAUGAUUUCCGCACAAAAUUGGCUGGACUUACUAGCGUCACUCGGAAUUACUUUGAGAACUUGGUUAGAGCAUUAGAGAAUGGUCUAUCGGAUGUGGAUUCCCAGGGGGCUAGCAGCAAGACAGCAACCGUGAAAAGUGGGGUGGCUGUUGUAAAGAGUAAAAGCGGAAGAGGAAAAUCAUCCCGAGCGGGCGGGCCUAGUAGAAAUUCGGAUGAUCAUGGCUCUUGGACAUGCGAUCAGUGCACUUAUUUCAACACCAGAUCUUUGCCCACAUGCGAGAUGUGCCACCAGCCCAGACGUAACGCAUGAUUACCCUGAUCUUGUGGGUCCCAGGUGGCAAAUUGCCUUCUGAAGCAAGAAUUGCAGAAAAAGGUGCUUGAAGAGAGCUAGAAAAGGAUGAAAAGGUGAUUUAUUGGAAAGGGAUUGUUGCUUAUAGAAAAGCUUUGUUUUGGGAGGUCACCUUUUGGCUGAAGCUGUUUAAAGAAGAUGAGCGACAAGUAGCCGAGUAUGCUGUUAUUAUUUGUCUUUGAUUCAGUGUAUAUAGUUCCUACCCUAUGUAUAUCAGUAAUCCAUCGAUUUCCGGUUCCGGUUCGAGGUUCUUGAACUUGCAAUGUGGCUGAUUUAUUAUUAUGUUAACCAGAUGAUGGCCUGAGGCAAAUGCAAAUCUAACUCAUUUGUGCCUUUUGCUCUUUGCUUUAAAGUUGGUGAUAUAACUUCUUGGAAUGUACAAUGAAACAAUAUCUAUAUGGAUGAUUUCGUCUUUUGAAUUUC
Rhododendron vialii is the source of this 2594-nucleotide messenger RNA. RefSeq names its product probable E3 ubiquitin-protein ligase ARI7. Gene Ontology annotation, biological process: protein polyubiquitination; positive regulation of proteasomal ubiquitin-dependent protein catabolic process; ubiquitin-dependent protein catabolic process. The transcript has 15 exons. Bases 351 to 2132 code for a protein of 593 amino acids. Gene Ontology annotation, cellular component: cytoplasm; ubiquitin ligase complex. The record is from RefSeq and is a predicted model, not a curated record. Lineage: Eukaryota; Viridiplantae; Streptophyta; Magnoliopsida; Ericales; Ericaceae. Gene Ontology annotation, molecular function: ubiquitin conjugating enzyme binding; zinc ion binding; ubiquitin protein ligase activity.